Messenger RNA from Fusarium redolens, 1120 nucleotides. RefSeq lists its product as uncharacterized. Bases 314 to 1120 code for a protein of 268 amino acids. Lineage: Eukaryota; Fungi; Ascomycota; Sordariomycetes; Hypocreales; Nectriaceae. The transcript is spliced from 4 exons. The record is from RefSeq and is a predicted model, not a curated record.
GUUUGCUUAUACAUUAUCCCGACGUGACCUGAAGUGAAGCUGGAGAUUCAUGAAAUGUGCUGAGAAUAUGCUUUAAUCGGUAGUUGAAGCAGAUCAGGUUCUUGCCAAACUUGAGGAGGGCCCAAAGUACCUUCCCAUUCUUGCAUCAACGAUUUCACCUGUACCUUCCUCUCCACGCAGGCUCGGAUUCUUCCUGCCUUGAACUUAGUUGACUCGUAGCCAAAGAAGACUCUGCUCCAGAUGAGGCCAAAUUCUUCAUCAUUCAUUCCACGCACUUCGUCACCUCUCGACGGAAGCACUCCAUCAUCUUGCUAUGCCCCCGCGAACACGAAAGAGAAAGGCAUCUGCUACGGCUCCGAGGAAAACAACCAGGGCUGUAAGGAAAUCAGGUGCAAGGGGAGCAAAUCAACGCAAAGACAAAAAUUCCAUGCGGGCAACGAACGCUUCUUCCAACAAGAAGCGAAAGGUGUUUUAUGUUGAAGCCAAGAACCGAAUCGAGAAGCACGGUGUCGAUUUUAUGGAGUUCGUCGAUAAGGAGAUGUAUACACGAAUCCCUCGAAUUGGCGUCGAUGUGUUGAAGAAAGAUAUUUCUCAUGAUCUUGUAACCGUUCUUCCCUGGAUGAGUUCUUCGUCGGCUCUCCAGAGACAGAGCACCCAAACUUACCCAAAGAUGAUACUCAAAGCUCUCGACGCUUUGCAGAGUGAUGUUAAGACUUACGAAGACCUGGUCAAACAAGACAACAAGAUCAGGGCACCCAACUGGAUGCGCUGGGAACAAGACACCAAAGACCUGGAGGAUGUGAGCAAGCACGGUCUUGCUAUGGCUUCAAAGAUCAUCAAUCAUUUUAUUAUGCCAGAUUUACACGAACUUCCUCCCAAGCCUUCUGAGAGCGCUGGCGGAGUUGAGCAUGUAGCAUGGGAUCUGAUUGAGGAGGUUCUACCAAAGAUGUCUGAUGACAUAUGGGGAAAGAUUGCACAGGGUCAUCUGAAGGCGUUUACUGAGGUCUUGAAAGCGCGACCAGCUGAAUCGUUGCAGAUGAGGGCACGUGACUGCGCACAGACCAUAUCAGGAUGUUCCAUUUCGAGGCAGCCCUCGCUGAGUCAGCUGCAAAAAGUGUGA